This is a messenger RNA of Brassica napus (rape), 2224 nucleotides long. Its product is annotated as NAC domain-containing protein 26. Gene Ontology annotation, biological process: regulation of DNA-templated transcription. Gene Ontology annotation, molecular function: DNA binding. The record is from RefSeq and is a predicted model, not a curated record. The transcript has 4 exons. NCBI's taxonomy places the organism in Eukaryota, Viridiplantae, Streptophyta, Magnoliopsida, Brassicales, Brassicaceae. Bases 668 to 1876 code for a protein of 402 amino acids.
GUAUUUCUCUAUCCAUGGUUAUCAUAAAAGUUGAAAUCGUUAACAUAUAUUAGAAACCAUAGAACUUCUGAUAUUUUUAUUGGAAUAACAUAUACAUGAAUUAUCGGCCAAGAUUAUAACUCUAGACUAGAUUUAAUGAACGGCAUACACCACGAUAUGCUGUGUUUGUGAUAAAAGAGUUAAUGUUCGUCAAGAAAUAGAUUUUUCUUUACACUUUUGACGGUCUCCAUCAAGAGCGGGUGGAUGGUAUAGAGGUUGACAUCCAUCCCUCUCUCUCAAAAUCUUGCUUGAGCCCUCUUAUCCGCCUUUCAUUUCUCCGAAGCUUUUGCAUAAAAAAGUAUCUUAGUUGAGGUUAAAGGACACUGAGAGACUAUGAUUGAGAAUGACAUAGAGAGAGAGAUAAAAGUAUAGAUUAUUAGGACACGGUUGUCUACUUUUUAUUCUUUCUCUCUUUCUCCUCCUUCUUCAUCAUCAUCUGAUUUUCUUUAUUUAACCUUACUUUCUUUUCUCUUUCCCUAUCUUCUCUCUCUUUCUUAACUUUCUCUUGGGAUUCGAUCUCUUUCCGGUGGCUAUUCCCGAUGAUAACUGUCAAAUCUUCUCCAUUUGCACAACCUCUCCUUUAGGGUUAAUCUCAAUACCUACCGAGAUCGAAAAUAAAAAUUAAAGGAUGAAUUCCUUUUCACAUGUACCUCCUGGCUUCAGAUUUCAUCCAACCGAUGAAGAACUUGUAGACUACUACCUAAGGAAAAAGGUUGCAUCAAAGAGAAUAGAAAUCGAUUUCAUCAAAGACGUUGAUCUCUACAAGAUUGAGCCAUGGGAUCUUCAAGAGUUAUGCAAAAUAGGAAACGAAGAGCAAAGUGAAUGGUACUUCUUUAGCCAUAAAGACAAGAAGUAUCCCACGGGAACUCGAACCAAUAGAGCGACAAAAGCAGGAUUCUGGAAAGCCACUGGAAGAGACAAGUCUAUAUAUUUAAGACAUGGUCUUAUCGGUAUGAGGAAGACACUCGUGUUUUACAAAGGAAGAGCCCCAAAUGGACAGAAAUCGGAUUGGAUCAUGCACGAGUAUCGAUUAGAAACAAAUGAAUAUGGAACCCCUCAGGAAGAAGGCUGGGCGGUGUGUAGGGUUUUCAAGAAGAGAUUGGCGUCAACAAUGAGGAAAAUGGGCGAUUACGAUUCUUCGCCUUCUCAUUGGUUCGACGACCAGCUCUCUUUCAUGGCCUCCGAGCUCGAUUCCAAUCCCCCAAGUCGGACUCUUCACAAUCAUCAUCAUUAUAACCAACACAAUCACCAGCAGACAUUGCCUUAUGGCCUCGAUGCGUCUUCAGCUUAUACACUCAACAACAACCCUAACUUGCAGUGCAAGCAAGAGCUGGAGCUACAUUACAAUCACAUGGUACAACAUGAACAACAAAAUCAUCAUCUUCAUGAAUCUAUUUUCCUCCAGCUUCCUCAGCUUGAGAGCCCUAACAGUAAUUGCAACUCGCUACCUUAUGGAUCAAGCAACAAUGGUAAUAACACAAGAAAUAUUGGUGACUUGCAGCAAUCAUCAAAUCUCACUCAUGAGGAACACCUGCAACAAGGGAGUCAAAGUUUUAGAUCUGUUUGUUACGAUCAAGGUGACCAAGUGAGUACGGAUUGGAGAGUUCUUGAUAAGUUCGUUGCUUCACAGCUAAGCGAGGAAGUUGCAGCCGCAGCUUCUGCUUCUGCUCAUCAAAAUAACAACAAGAUGGACGCAAGAAACACUGAUUAUCAAGUGCAUCAGGGAAUGAAUCUGCUGGACAAUGAUUCGGAAAGGGUUGUCGAUAUGGGAGAAGAGCAUGCAAAUGCUCAUGCUGGUUUUGAUUCUUCGAGUUGUCAGAUGGAUCUCUGGAAAUAGUGAUCAAAAAGAAGAAGAUUCAAGAUGAAUACAUGUGAAAUAUACAUGCACACUAGUGCUGUGAAGAUGAUGAUGGUGGAGACCGGUUUAAAAAUAAGUUGGAAGGAGAAAUAACAUGGAGUUAUUUCCCCGAUUUAUAGAGGUUUUGUACAUAAUAAAAACCUAAAUAAUAUGGUAUUUUCUCUCGAUGAUUCUUGUUUCAGUAUUGUAUUAUAUGUAUAUGAUAUAUGCAUGCGUGAAUGCAUGUAUGCAGGCAUAUAUGCAUCUAUAUUUAUCUAUCUUUGUAUGGAUCAUUAAUGUAUAUCCAUCCUUAAAUUUGUAUAAUAACCAUAUGAGUAGUGGUUUAAA